Messenger RNA from Tripterygium wilfordii, 1629 nucleotides. RefSeq lists its product as uncharacterized. NCBI's taxonomy places the organism in Eukaryota, Viridiplantae, Streptophyta, Magnoliopsida, Celastrales, Celastraceae. Bases 1 to 1629 code for a protein of 542 amino acids. The transcript is spliced from 2 exons. The record is from RefSeq and is a predicted model, not a curated record. Gene Ontology annotation, molecular function: nucleic acid binding; zinc ion binding.
AUGAAGACACGCACACGGCAGUGUGCAGUAGAGAGAUCACCGGAGAAGCAGUUGAGUAGAGUGAGCAGGAGAGAGAGAGAGCUCGCCGGAGAAGCAGUGAGCAGAGUGAGCAGGAGAGAGAGAGCUUGCCGAAGAAGCAUCUGGAUCUUGGGUACUGUGGGAGGUAUGGAUGCGGAUUUGGAGCAGAGGUGGCAACGAUUGUCACUAACGACGGAAGAAAGUGAAGCAGUGGUGGUGGCAAGGGAUUCGGGAACCACUAAGGAAUCAGAUACUAGAUUUAGUCUCUUUGGGAGGCUCUUGUCUUCUAGAUCCUUUAACCAAGAGGCUUUCUUUGCUACAAUGAAGAACAUCUGGAAGCCAGUAAGGGGGAUGGAGUUUUCGACAGUUGGAGAAAACCUGUAUCUGCUUCGCUUCUUUUCCAAAGAGGAUUAUAAUAAAGUUCUGGAUGGCUCUCCUUGGACAUUUGAUAAACACCCUUUGCUAUUAAAGGAGUAUAAUGGGAAUUUACGCCCAUGUGAUGUGGUUUUUGAAGAGAUGCCGCUAUGGGUUAGAUUUUACAAUCUACCAUUCAAAAUGAUGAAUGAGAAGGUCGGAUUGCAGUUGGGUGCAGCAGUAGGCAGAAUAGAGAAGGUGGAUCUUGAUCGUAAUGGUUGUGGAUGGGGCAAGUACCUCCGGGUCAGAAUCCGUAUUGAUAUUACUAAGCCGUUAAAAAGGGUUGUCAUGGUUACUGGGGAGGAAGGGGGUGCUGCUAUUAGGGUAGGAGUUCAGUAUGAGAGAUUACCAAACUUCUGUUACAUGUGUGGGAGAUUGGGGCAUGUUGAUCGUGAUUGUGAGGUGGGGGAGACAGAGUUUCCUGAACCCAAACCAUAUGGUGAUUGGCUACGAUCCUCUCCACCUCGGGGCCGUAGGCCAACACCAUCCUCAGACCCUCAGUCCAUUUCCCGAUCUUCCCAACGGGAAACUGAGUCGUCCGAUUCUAAGACUGCUGACUUUGGGGAUGCUAAGGGAUCGGAAAAUCAGAGAGGUGAGGAUCAAUGUAAAUCAUCGUCAUCUCCUGGCGACAAGGUGGAUGAUGGUCAUGUUCUUGGUGUGGAAAAGGCAUUGUCUCAUUGUGGGAGCCCAAUAAUUACUUGUUCAAAGGCCAGUGAUGAUCAAAUUGAUAGCACCUUAACUAAGCCUGCAAAAGUAGCUUUAGAAAAGGAGGGAGGAGGUAGGAAUCUGUCGAUGGGGCCUAUUCCUGAGAUAACCAGUGGCUGGAAAGAAGAUGGGAAGAUGGUAGAUGCUAUGAUGGUGAAAACUCUGGAAGACCAGCUCCAAGAGCCGAUGGAAACUACUUCCCAAGUGGUAGGCCGUGAUAUUAAUAUAUCCGUCUACUCUUCUGGGGAAGAUAAGGGGAAGAAGAAAGGGACCUGGAAGCGCUCUCUCCUGAAACAUUCUCAAGGUACUGAGGUAGAUAUGGAGGGGUCUGGCUCGACCCAAGGGAAGAGGAGGAUCCAGGAUAGUUUAAUCUCGUCUGAGUCUGAGAGGAGAGUUAAAAGUCACAAGGCAGGGGGGGAGACUGAGGAGGUGAGGGAUGGACCUAUCUUAUCGGCGGGUGCUGGUCGUAACCAGACCCGCCGGAAUCAAUGA